ACAUACACACACACACACACACACACACACACGCCUCACUUAAGGCUGGAGACUUCGAUGCAGCAAGUGUCUGGCAAAUGGAUUAUUACCUUCCCCUGGUGCGGGUGUUUCAGAUGUUACAGUAACAGUGUUGGAAAAAUAACGCGGUCUAGCAGCCAUACAAGCAGGAUUCAGGUGUUACAAGUCUCAUCUGAUGGUCUCCAUGAUGUGAUGGAGUGACUUAUCAAGCAUCAGCCUUCAAGUUACCUUACUUGAUGACACUUUUAUUGAACCAGUCAGAGGCGAUCUGAGACUCAUCUUUUAUCACUUACCCCGAAGCCAUUCAUCAUGAUUGACCUGACUUAUCUGACAGAGGAAGAGCAAGAGAUGAUCCUGACUGUGCUGAAGAGGGACGCAGAGCUCAAGAAGUUGGAAGAACAGAGGAUUAAGCAGCUUCGAAAGACUGAGAGAGACAGAGGCAGGCUGAAGUACUUGACUGGGGAAUGGUUUUACGAGACAAAGUACCACAGACACAGAGAGAAGAUCCAUGGCUCCGACAUCAUCAGAGCGUCCAUGAGACAGAGGAAACCCGUGACGAUAUUGGAGCUCUCUCAAAGAUGGUCUGAGAAAUCCAGUCGUGUUUAUGGUGAGAAGAAAGAUGUGUACAUCCCUCCAGAGCUUUCCGGACUCAUUGAGGAUCCUUCCACACAAUCACAGAAUGAGAGGGUGGAUGAUGAAGCCCAGCAGGAAAGACCUCAAAUCAAGCCUAGGCAGAAUCCAUUCAAUAGUGUGCGAUUGCAGAGAGAUGAAGCCAGACUUAACAAUGGAGUAAAGGAGGCCAACCAGACACCUGCUGAGGAGCCCUUUUUUCCAGCUGAGAGCUACACACAUCACACUACUCUAAACACAGACAACACUGACACCCAUGUAGCCACUCAAUGCAAACCUGUGCCAAAAAAGAGACUGCUGCUGUAUUCCUGCAAGGACUCUUCCCUGGACACUGGCAGCAGUGAUAAUGGAGUUCGACAGGUCAUGACCCCUGCUCCCAGAGGCAUCCUGAAGCAAAAGGGGUCCAGUUGUAGCUCUACCGACUCCCUGCGACUCCACAUUCCCACCAAUAAUGGCAGCAGCAGCAGUCAGUCUUCUGCUACGGUCAGCCCCAUCAGUCCUGAACCUCCCAUCAGCCCUCAUCUUUCCCCCUGCUCAGUGCACUCUGCUUCAGGGUGGUUAGAUAGGAAACAGGUCCGCUUCACCUCCGUUGUUGGUCCUAUAGAGAGAGUACAAGGAGAGCACAGUGUGCUGGAAGAAGAUUGGAGUCCUGUAUUGGACCAGAAUAGAAGUCAUAUUACAGAAAACGGUCAUCAUGAGCUUUAUGGUGAGCCUCAGUCCUCACAGGUGUCCAACAUCCACAGCUCUACUGAAGUCACAGGUAAGGCCAUUGAGUUGAGUGCAGAGGGCCAGACUGAUAAGGUUACAGUGGAAGAGGGUCGCUCAAUUUCCAAAAUACUUGAAUGGUUUGGGAGAGGCUCUCGAGAUGGAAAGCUGAAAGAGUCGCCAGUCAAGAGAGAGUUGAAUGAAGAGGAACCAAAAGAAAGCCCAGAAGCCAAGUCAGAAGAUUCAGCAUCUCCAGUUGACCAGCCAAAGACCAAGCCAGCACCAAAGCCCCGUAGGGGGCUUUUUGCAUUGUUUUCGAGAGCAGAGAAAAAAGACAAGAUUCCAGAAGUUCAAGCAUCUGACAAAGAAGUGAUAAGUCGAGCUAAAACAGAAAGUUUAGAACGUGAACCAUCUUGCACUUUGAGGCCUGAGACAGAAGAUAAUAUACUUCAGAGCAGGAUGGCUGAAAUAUUAAAAGAUAAAAACAAACCAGACAGACUAAUAUGUGAAGAUACUCCUCCAAGAGAGACGUUUGACCAAGGUGAGGUAUCACCAGGAAAAAUGGCCAACCUGAAGUCAUUCUGGGAAAGGGGGGACAGAGGACCUAAAAUACUAAGCAUUAAAAAAGAACCUGAGGUAGAAGAAAGUGAGACAUCUCAGCUUAGUGAUAAUUAUCACAACGCUUUAGACAGAAGGUUGUCAGAUUCAAACACCAGCCCAUCAAAACCCAAACCCAGUGAUCCAAACCCAGUUGAUGUAGAAUCUACAACAGGUGAGAUUUCUUCAGUCUCACCUAGAAGAUCCUCCUGUGGUAUUGAUACAUCAGCCAUAUCGUCAUGUGAAGAUGGGAACCCUUCUAGUUUGGACAGCAAUAAGGUCUCAGAAGGCUCAAGUAGUGAACUACAAACUCUCACCGUGAAAGUUAAUGUCAAACUGUCACCAAGUUCACUGCUAAAAUAUAAAGAUUCUCUGGCCAGUGAUCUACAGGAAGAGUCAAUCUGCAGGGAUAUAUCAGACCUGAAGAAGGAAAUCUCCACCUUCAAAAUGUCCCUCAGUCAACAGGAAGAUAAAGUCUCAAUCAAUGAUCUCAAGUCAUUUUGGGAGAAAGAAAAAAGUGGCCUUAAAGUAAUUGUAGGCUCACCAACAUGUACAGCCAAUGUUAAAGACCCGUACACAGAGUCAUCUCCAAAAUGUUCUUCAGUAGGACUUUCUGAACCUCAGUUCAACAUCAGGUCAAACAGCCCAAGUUCCCUGGACAGAAAGAGCUUCAAUGAGGUUGGUUUGAUUGCACAAAAAGAGAAGAUGGAAAAGACUGAAGAAAAACAAAGAAGUCCAAUUAGAAUGCCAUUACAAGACCUUCAAGAUAUCAGAGGUAGGGUUUCAUACGUCACCACGAAUAUUUCUAAUUUUAAACAAUCCGUUUCAGACAAACACUCAAAGCCAAGUCCACCAUCAUCUCCCCUCAGAAGUCUCCCUCCAAAAGGUCAAAAUGAUAAGCCACAGUCCGCUGACAUUUACCAACCAAAAGACCAAGAUCAAACCAGAACGACCAGCCCAUUACGACAGUCUAAAGUACCUCGUAGAGAUUCAUAUCCAAACAAAGAGUCCAAGAAGGAUGGUUCUCCCUUAAGAACCUUUGCGAUAGAUAUCAAUCCCGGCGACAGGAGUCCAUGUGAUGUUAGGGUUAAAUCAGGGCAAACUAGGUUAUAUACCUCUCCUGAACACCAAGGGAAGACUCCAGAAGGACGCAGUGAUGAUAGACCCAUCAUUCUUAAAGAACGAAAGCUGUCAGCAGACUCUCUGACCCGGUUUUAUAUUCCCCUGAGUUUACACCAUUACCUUGGCUUACCCGAGCAGACGGUCUUAGAUGAAAGAGAACAGGUUAAGGUGCAGGCAUGUGGGACUUUUGAACAGGUGAACCAAGGCAUAGUGAGCAAUGAGAGCUCCCCUUCUCGACACUCCCUGCCUGAAUCGGAGGAGAUCACCUUUGACUCCUCAGGGAGCUCCACACCUGAAGCCUGGUCAAUCUCACACACCAGUUCAUACUGGGACAGUGAGGAUGACGGCCCUGUCAAAGCUGCUCUGGAACGAGCCAAUGCCAGACCCAUCUCUAUUUCCAAAAGUCUAGAGGACCUGGCAUCCACACAAGAGAGAUGGAAGACUGACCCAAGGAGUGAUGUUGGGAUGAGUAUGGAAAAUGUGUCUGCAGUCACUCCCAACACCAAAACGUCCUUCUCCGACCCAGAACAGGUGAAGAUGAUGAGUAUGUCUGUACCUGCAUUCAUGCAACAAGAGAUGGAUUGCGGAAACAGUGACUGUGCAUCAGUGAGCAGUUUCCACUAUGACAGAUUGAGAACAUGCAACACUCCUUCUAAUUUUAGCACUUGCUCUGAGGCGGCCUCCAUGUCCUCUGUCACUGGCAGUGUAAUGAGCAUCUACAGUAGUGAUUUUGGGAAUGUGGAGGUGAAAGGUAUAAUCCAGUUCGCCAUUCACUAUGUACAAAAACUGGGAGAGUUCCACAUCUUUGUUGUCCAGUGCAAGGACCUCGCCGUAGCUGAUGUUAAGAGGAACCGAUCUGAUCCGUAUGUUAAAUGUUACUUGUUACCUGACAAAGCAAAAUAUGGAAAGAAAAAAACAUGCGUGAGGAAGAAGACUCUGGACCCCGCUUACAAUGAAAUCCUACGGUUUAAGAUUUCAAUGGAGACGCUGAAAACCCAAAAGCUGAACAUCUCUGUGUGGCACAAUGACACGUUUGGGCGUAACAGCUUUCUUGGAGAGGUUGAGGUUGAUCUGGCCGAAUGGGAUUUCAAUAACACGCAAAUGAAUGAAUAUCUACUCAAAGGAAGGGUUCAGGUUCCUACCAGCCCAAAACAUUCUGUCGGUGGCGAGGAAAUGAGUGCAGAGAUUAAAGUAGCUCUCCGUUUUCUCCCGCAGACUUCUCACAGUCACAAGAACAAGGGGAACGGUGAGGUGCAAAUAUGGGUGAAAGAAUGCAAGAAUCUGCCUAUUUCCAGGGGUGUUGCCAUUGACCCAUUUGUCAAAUGUGCAGUCCUCCCAGAUGCCAGCCGAAAAAACCGUCAGAAGACCAGAGUAUUGAAGAGGUCUUCUAACCCAGUGUUUAACCACACCAUGGUGUAUGAUGGCUUCAUACAAGAGGACCUCAAGGAGGCCUGUGUGGAGCUUACAGUGUGGGAUCAUGACAGACUCAACAACCACUUCAUUGGUGGUAUUAGACUGGGUAAUGGAACAGGUAAAAGUUAUGGCACUGAAGUGAACUGGAUGGACUCUAACGCUGCUGAAGCAGCCCUGUGGGAAAGAAUGAUGCAAUCUCAGAACGAAUGGGUGGAAGAUACGUUACCUCUGAGAAUGAUGGUCAUGGCAAGAAUGUCUAGAUAGUAAGAAAAUGAGGCAUGGUGACACUUUUGAACAAAUACUUAAAAAAUUAGUAUGAACAUGAAGAAAACAGUAUGUAGGAAAACACUAUGUAAUGUUAAAUAUAUAUAAACUAACUUGGUGGUGCUUGCCAUUUUUGAUGAGGAAAACAAAGAGAAUGAAAAUUAUAAUAUUCCUAUUAUUGUAAAGUAUGUAGGUUUGAUGUAUUUACAACUAAAUAAAAUCUGUCAAUAUGCUGCACAUAAGUUAAACAAUACAUAGUUUGUGAAUUACCUUGAAAGACUAUCCUAAGACAUUGUCAUUUUAAUAAACUUUAAAUUGUCCAA
This is a messenger RNA of Rhinichthys klamathensis goyatoka, 5072 nucleotides long. RefSeq names its product synaptotagmin-like 2a (gene sytl2a). Bases 328 to 4749 code for a protein of 1473 amino acids. Lineage: Eukaryota; Metazoa; Chordata; Actinopteri; Cypriniformes; Leuciscidae. Gene Ontology annotation, cellular component: exocytic vesicle; plasma membrane. Gene Ontology annotation, molecular function: neurexin family protein binding; small GTPase binding. The record is from RefSeq and is a predicted model, not a curated record. Gene Ontology annotation, biological process: intracellular protein transport; exocytosis. The transcript is spliced from 19 exons.